GCUUUAGUCAGACUCCAUCUUUGACACCUUGUAUCUGAGACUCUUUGUGCUCGCCUCUUCUUCGAACUGCACACAUACUCGCUACUGCCACGAUGAUUUCUGCGGGCGAAUUUACGACCUUUUCCUCUACCCUCCCGGAGUGGGUCCCCGAGUGGUUCGCGCGCAAGAUGUGUGCGCGCGAUGGGUUUGAGACGUUGGAGCUGCUCGCAGACGCGGCACUGCUCGACCUGAGCGUGUCGUACGUUCCGCGUUUCCUCUCUCCCGCUCCUAGCCCCGCUAUUCCACAAUUCUCGAUGCUAUUCUCCGAUACGCUGAGCUCCUACCGGCUCGUGUCCCCCUCCGCCUCCUCGAAUGCCAGUAUCUCGCCUAACACGUCGCCGCGCACAUCCCCAGUGAUCUCACCGGCGAGCACACCGAACACGAGCUCGAUAAACACGCCGUGCAAUGGCCCCCCGGUCCUCCCGUCACGCAGUCUGGAGGAUGAGUUCGCGUGCCAGCUCGCGACGCUCGCGAGGGAUGGCAAGCGCGUCAAGUUCGCCGAUCCAAAGGACGCGCCUUGUGACGCGCCCGCGACGCGUCUACGCCCUCGCCGUGCAACCGGCGCUUCUACAACAGCAGCCACCCAGGCAAGAAAGCAUAGGAGGAGCGAGGAGGACGAAGAGAAGUGGGCUGCUGCCGGGCUGGUCCCCGCGAAGAAGGCGCGGCUGGCGAAGGCUUCCGAGGUGAUACCCUGUGCAGCGCUCUGACUAGUAUGCCAAGUUCUGAUGUGAACCUUGCGUAGGAGCCUGUCGACGAGAAGCCAACUACACCAAGGAAGCCUUCGGCCUCGCGGCAGGCGUCGAGAGAUCAUAGAAUACCGUGCCCGUACCUAGGGUGCGUGGGGGUAUACACGGAGGGGUAUGAGCUAGAGCGACACAUUCCCACGCAUUUACCAGACAUGAAGUGAG
Phanerochaete carnosa HHB-10118-sp is the source of this 947-nucleotide messenger RNA. RefSeq lists its product as uncharacterized. The transcript has a single exon. NCBI's taxonomy places the organism in Eukaryota, Fungi, Basidiomycota, Agaricomycetes, Polyporales, Phanerochaetaceae. The coding region runs from base 93 to 746 and encodes 217 amino acids. The record is from RefSeq and is a predicted model, not a curated record.